This is a messenger RNA of Charadrius vociferus (killdeer), 2424 nucleotides long. It is a transcript of the gene DLGAP3, whose product is annotated as discs, large (Drosophila) homolog-associated protein 3. NCBI's taxonomy places the organism in Eukaryota, Metazoa, Chordata, Aves, Charadriiformes, Charadriidae. The record is from RefSeq and is a predicted model, not a curated record. The transcript has 13 exons. Gene Ontology annotation, molecular function: molecular adaptor activity. Gene Ontology annotation, biological process: signaling. The coding region runs from base 1 to 2424 and encodes 807 amino acids. Gene Ontology annotation, cellular component: glutamatergic synapse; postsynaptic specialization.
AUGAAGGGCUACCAUGGGGAGCGUAGCCAGGCACAACCCUCCUCCGGCCACCGCUGCCGCUGCAUCCCAGAGGACUGCGAGCAUCCCGCCGACUACAUCCAGCACGGUCCCGAGGGCCGGCCCCCUGGCAGCGAGGUGCAGUCUGAAGACAUUGCAGAUAUCGAAGCUCUCAAAGAGGAGGACGAUGAAGAGGAAGAAGAUAGGAGUCAUAAUCCUCAGAAGAGCAGGGACUUCCUUGGGGAAACUAUUGGAAAUGAGUUAUUUAACUGUAGGCAGUUCAUUGGGCCACAGCAUCACCACCACCACCACCACCACCACCAUCACCACCACCAGUCCCGCCAUGGCAAGCGCAGCAAGAGCAAGGACCGCAAGGUGGACUCCCGGCACCGGUCCAAGAUGAUGGGCUGGUGGAGCUCCGACGACAACCUGGACAGCGACAGCAGCUACAUGGUGUCCGGCCGGCACGCCGCAGCCCAGGGCACCCAGUACUGCGUGGACGCUCCCGAAAGUGCCUUCAGAGACUUGACCUUGAAGAGUCUAAAGGGCGGCGGGGAAGGAAAAUGCCUGGCCUGUGCCGGCAUGUCCAUGUCUCUGGACGGCCAGACGCUCAAGAGGAGUGCCUGGCACACCAUGACCGUCAGCCAGGCCCGUGAAGCCUACCCCAGCGCCGGCGGCACCGAGAAGACCUUGAUGCUUCAGGAGGCAAAGGCCAAAGACCGAGCGUACCAGUACCUGCAGGAGACAGGCAGCGGUAACGCCGUGCUGGCCGGGGAUGGAGAGGGUGGCCGGGGCCCCGCUUUGCCACCAGCAGGGGCACUGGGGCAGAGUGACAGCCCCACCGCCCUCCCCGUGGGGCCCGGGGGACGCCGUCCCACCGCCACCGCUCCGUUUGCAAGUAGGCACUAUUCUGAUUCAUAUAUCUGUAACUGUCCCAGCUGCUGCACGCCACCGCGAAUGCUCCCGCGGGGACAGGGCUACGGGCGUUCCUUCACCACCGGCCAGGUAGGCUCCCACGUCACGGGCACCGUGGGGCAGGUUGGAGCAGGGUGGGGGGUGGCAGAUGCUCCUCUGAGCAUCUCCUUGGGGACCCACAGCUACCUGCGGGCCAUCCAGGCGGGCUGCUCCCAGGACGACGACUGCCUCUCACUCUUCUCCAUGUCGGCCCCCGCCGGGCCGCCCAUCACCAGCAGCAUCCUGAAGCCCAGCACCUCCUUCAGUUACAGAAAAGCUCCACCUCCCAUCCCUCCAGGAACCAAAGCCAAACCCCUCAUCUCCGUCACGGCGCAGAGCAGCACCGAGUCUACCCAUGACAGCUACCUGCCCGGCGAGGUCGCCCGCAGCCCCGCCUGGUCCAAAGACACCGCGGCCCGUUGCAACUCGGCCGAGAGCUUGGAGAGCUCCAAGGUGACGACUGUGACCCUCGACCUGCCCCCAGUCCAACCCCGUGGCGCUCCCAAGCCCUCCACACUCAUCAUCAAGGCCAUCCCCGGCCGGGAGGAGCUGAGGAGCUUGGCUCGGCAGCGCAAGUGGCGCCCCUCCAUCGGUGUCCAGGUCGAGGCCAUCUCUGACUCAGAUACGGAGAGCCGGAGCCAGAGGGAGUUCCAUUCCAUCGGGGUGCAGGUGGAGGAGGACAAAAGGCGAGCACGCUUCAAGCGCUCCAACAGCGUGACGGCAGGCGUGCAGGCAGACCUGGAGCUGGAGGGCUUCACCGGCCUGACCGUGGCCACCGAGGACAAAGCCCUGCAGUUUGGGCGCCCCUUCCAGCGGCACUCCUCAGAGCCUGAGUCCGGCCGGCAGUACGCGGUGUACAAGACGGUGCACACGCAGGGGCAGUGGGCGUACCGGGAGGACUAUCAGCUGCAGUACGACACGGUGGAGGUGCCCCGGCGGGAUGCCUGGAUGGAGCGGGGCUCCCGCAGCCUCCCCGACUCCGGCCGUGCCUCCCCCUGCCACCGCGAUGGGGAAUGGUUCAUCAAACUGCUGCAGGCGGAGGUGGAGAAGAUGGAGGGCUGGUGCCAGCAGAUGGAGAGGGAGGCUGAGGACUACGACCUGCCGGAGGAGAUCCUGGAGAAGAUCCGGAGCGCCGUGGGCAGCGCCCAGCUCCUCAUGUCCCAGAAGGUGCAGCAGUUUUAUCGCCUCUGCCAGCAGAACAUGGAUCCCAACGCGUUCCCUGUGCCCACCUUCCAAGACCUGGCCGGCUUCUGGGACCUCCUGCAGCUCUCCAUUGAGGACGUCAGCAUGAAGUUCGCAGAGCUCCAGCAGCUCAAGGCCAACGGGUGGAAGAUCAUGGAGCCCAAGGAGGAGAAGAAGGUGCCUCCCCCGAUACCAAAGAAGCCGCCGCGCUCCAAGCCUGGAGUCCGGGAGCACCUCUGCAGGGUGGCACUAGCCGGGGACGCGGGAUACGGUAUCCCCGUGCCUUGCUGA